CCUAUGAGGCGUUUUCAGGCCUAAACCUUUAUUUAAAAAUAGGAAUCAUCGUGUUAGGCCCAAUUGUCUAUAAUGUGAUUUGGCAACUUUUGUAUUCCCUUAGAAAAGACCGAGUGCCCCUUGUUUAUCAUACCGUGCCAUGGCUUGGUUCUGCUGUUGCAUAUGGAAUGCAACCUUAUGAGUUUUUCGAGAACUGUAGGGAAAAGUAUGGAGAUGUUUUCGCUUUCGUCUUGUUAGGCAAAGUUAUGACGGUAUACUUGGGACCUAAAGGGCACGAAUUUGUUUUGAACUCGAAACUAUCAGAUGUUUCAGCCGAAGAAGCAUACUCUCAUUUAACCACCCCUGUAUUUGGUAAGGGAUGGAACAAAAAAAAUUCGUCAAGACUGCUUUGACUAAGGAUGCUUUUCAGAAAUACGUGCCCAGAAUCCAAGAAGAGGUAUUGGAUUACUUCAAGACAUGCAGUGAUUACUCAAUGACCGAGCGUAAUAAUGGAGUUGCUAAUGUCAUGAAGACUCAACCCGAAAUGACCAUUUUGACUGCCUCUAAAUCUCUAAUGGGAGAUGACAUGAGAGCUCGGUUCGAUACCUCCUUUGCUAAGCUAUACUCUGAUUUGGAUAAAGGGUUUACGCCAAUCAAUUUCGUAUUUCCUCAUUUGCCAUUGCCCUCAUACUGGGCCAGGGAUUCCGCACAACAGAAAAUUUCUAGCACUUACAUGUCUUUGAUCAACGAUCGUAGAAAAGCAGGAGACAUCGUGUCGAACAGAGAUUUAAUUGAUUCACUUAUGCUUACUUCCACUUACAAAGAUGGCGUCAAGAUGACUGAUCAGGAAAUCGCUAAUUUGUUGAUUGGUGUCUUGAUGGGUGGUCAACAUACCAGUGCAGCCACAUCAGCUUGGUUUCUUUUGCAUUUGGCUGAGAAACCUGAGUUGCAGGAAGAGUUGUAUAAUGAAGUUUUAUCGGCACUCAAGACUAGAGGCGGAAAAUUUUUGGACUUGUCUUACGAAGAUUUACAAGAGAUGCCACUUCUCAAUAACACCAUCAAAGAAACUUUGCGUAUGCAUAUGCCGUUGCAUUCUAUUUUCAGAAAAGUGAAAAAUAAUCUCCUCGUUCCUAAUACCAAAUUUGUGGUGCCCAAGGGCCACUAUGUUUUGGUCUCCCCUGGAUAUUCUCACGUGUCUGAAGAAUGGUUUCCUAAUGCCCAAGAAUUCAACCCUCACAGGUGGGCUGAAAUGGAAAAGACGACUACGCAAGAUGAUGGAGUGGACUACGGAUUUGGAAAAGUUUCUAAAGGUGUGGCCUCACCAUAUUUGCCUUUCGGAGGUGGGAGACAUAGGUGUAUUGGUGAACAGUUCGCCUAUGUACAAUUGGGGACGAUUUUAGCCUCUUACAUUUACAACAUCAAAUGGAAAUACGAAAAGGGCUCUUCACUUCCCCCUGUUGACUACCAGUCCAUGGUUACAUUACCCAUGGAACCUGCUGAAAUAGCUUGGGAGAAAAGAGAAACCUGCAUAAUUUAA
Molecule: messenger RNA, 1516 nt
Organism: Metschnikowia bicuspidata var. bicuspidata NRRL YB-4993
Lineage: Eukaryota; Fungi; Ascomycota; Pichiomycetes; Serinales; Metschnikowiaceae
Gene: ERG11
Product: sterol 14-demethylase
Exons: 2
Coding region: 359-1516 (385 amino acids)
Biological process (GO): ergosterol biosynthetic process
Molecular function (GO): oxidoreductase activity, acting on paired donors, with incorporation or reduction of molecular oxygen; iron ion binding; heme binding
Source: RefSeq, a predicted model, not a curated record